UGUUCUCCUCAGUUGUUUGUUUGCCAUCGAGAAGCGCACAAUGAAGCCUGUCCUGCUGUUUUGCCUGAUCCUAACCACCGCUCUGUUCCUGGGCCAAGGUCACGCGAAUCCCGUCGAGGUGGACAUUCCCGGCCCCGAUGCCAACGAAAUAGACAGCGAUUUGGACAGCGAUGAGGAGACUCCCGACAAGCCACUGCGUAUAGUUUCCAUCAAGGUCCGGCACAUCGAAGCGGAUGCCGCCCUCUGUGCCCAGCAAUCGCCCAAGCACCCACACCACCCACAAUGCCACAGCUACUGCAAGCGUCAAGGUCACUGGAUAGGCCAGUGCAAGAAGGAAACCUGCCACUGCUUCUCCUAGGU
This is a messenger RNA of Drosophila takahashii, 360 nucleotides long. RefSeq lists its product as uncharacterized. The record is from RefSeq and is a predicted model, not a curated record. NCBI's taxonomy places the organism in Eukaryota, Metazoa, Arthropoda, Insecta, Diptera, Drosophilidae.